Molecule: messenger RNA, 1888 nt
Organism: Cornus florida
Lineage: Eukaryota; Viridiplantae; Streptophyta; Magnoliopsida; Cornales; Cornaceae
Product: geraniol 8-hydroxylase-like
Exons: 2
Coding region: 56-1555 (499 amino acids)
Molecular function (GO): oxidoreductase activity, acting on paired donors, with incorporation or reduction of molecular oxygen; monooxygenase activity; heme binding
Source: RefSeq, a predicted model, not a curated record
AAGGUUCGUGAAUAUCCUUAUUAAUUUAGUCUCACAAAAACACACACAAACAGAGAUGGAUUUGCUGAGUUUUAUACUAUGUGUUCUGUUUAUCUGGACUUCGGUUCAAGGCCUAUUAUCAAUUGCAAAUGGAACCAAAGCUAGUCCGGGCAAGCUUCCACCGGGACCGGCACCACUGCCGUUCAUUGGAAACAUUCUUAAACUCAGCAACCAACCCCAUAAAUCUCUGUCCGACCUAGCCAAAACAUAUGGUCCUAUCAUGACCUUAAAACUAGGCCAAAUAACCACAGUGGUCAUUUCUUCAUCAACCAUGGCCAGAGAAAUCCUCCAAACACAAGACCUCUCCUUCUCCAACCGAUUCGUCCCAGAUGCAGCCCGAGCCCGUGACCACCACCUAAUCUCAGUGUCUUGGCUACCUGUUUCAACCCAGUGGCGAAAACUCCGGAAAAUCUUGAACUCCCAUGUAUUUUCAAGUCAAAAAUUGGAUGCUCAGCAACAGCCGAGGUGCCAAAAAGUUCUGGAGCUCAUUGACUUUGUCCACAGUUGUUCCAAAGCAGGUGUUGCAGUGGAUUUUGGACAAGCUGCAUUUAGAACUAGCCUUAAACUGUUAUCAAACACCAUAUUUUCUGUGAAUUUGAUUGAUCCAGGUUCUGAUAUUGCACAACAGAUCAAGGAAUUAGUUCGGGGCGCGAUGGAAGAGGCUGGAAAACCCAAUUUGGCUGAUUACUUCCCUUUCCUUCGAAAGUUUGAUAUACAAGGUAUAAGAAGUAGAAUGGAGAUUCAUCUUGGGAAGAUGUUUGGGUUCUUGGAUAGUAUGAUCAAUAAACGAUUGGAGAUGAGAAAAUUUCAUGGCUAUAUCAAGAGCAAUGAUGUGUUGGAUACACUUCUCAGUAUCAGUGAAGAAAAUAGUGAUGAGAUUGACAGAAUUCACAUCCAAAGGUUGCUAUCGGAUUUACUUGCCGCGGGGACAGACACAACUUCAAGCACAUUGGAAUGGGCAAUGGCAGAGAUACUACACAAUCCACAAACUCUUUCGAAAGCGAAAGCUGAGAUUGAACAAGUUGUGGGCAAAGGCAAGCCUGUGGAAGAAUCAGACAUCGCACGCCUACCAUACUUACAAGCAAUCAUAAAAGAGACCUUCAGGCUACACCCAGCAGUGCCAUUCUUGGUACCUCGCAAAGUUGAUGAAAAUGUUGAAGUAAGUGGCUUCACAGUCCCAAAGGGUGCACAAGUGAUAGUAAAUGUGUGGGCUAUUGGCCGCGAUCCGAGUGUAUGGGCGAAUCAUGAAUCGUUUAUGCCAGAGAGGUUCUUGGGAUCAGAAGUUGAUGUCCGAGGCCGCAAUUUCGAGCUACUUCCAUUUGGCAGUGGAAGGAGAAUAUGUCCUGGAAUGCCACUGGCUAUUAGGAUGGUUCACUUGAUGUUGGGAUCACUCAUAAACUUAUUUGACUGGAAGCUUGAAGAUGGCAUCACACCAGAGGACUUGAACAUGGAGGAAAAGUUUGGCUUCACCUUACAGAAGGCUCAGCCUCUGCUCGCUAUUCCUAUUCAUGUCUGAAGAUACAAGAAAUUCCUUCUCCCUUUCUCUCUCUAGAAUUCCUGCAUCUCAACCAAAAAGAUCUCCCCCUUUUCUUUACCUUACUUCUCCUAUUUAUAGAGAUUUACAAAUGUCGAUGGACUGCUGGAUCUAGGCCCGUUCCUCCAUGAGUCCCGGUCCUCUUUGAUGGGCUUAUGCGCGUUCGGCCCAUAUGACAGUGCCUUUCUAUGGGCCUGACCCACCUGUAUGGACUAAAUGUCGCGUUUGCAAGUCAUAUCUGGCCCAUGUCUUAUCGGGCCUCCUCAACUGCCCCCAUAAUUACCCCUUGUUUAAUAAGGGGGUAAUUAUUGAAGG